Molecule: messenger RNA, 1476 nt
Organism: Venustampulla echinocandica
Lineage: Eukaryota; Fungi; Ascomycota; Leotiomycetes; Helotiales; Pleuroascaceae
Exons: 6
Coding region: 1-1476 (491 amino acids)
Biological process (GO): transmembrane transport
Molecular function (GO): transmembrane transporter activity
Source: RefSeq, a predicted model, not a curated record
AUGCCAGAGUCCUGUGAAAAACAGCCCGACAAUUGUUCACAUAUCGAAGGCUCCCAGAUCUCGACAAAGACAGAACCUGAUGGGGAACCUAUUCAGGGAGAGGUCUCCCACGAUGUUAAUCAUCCGCUCAAUUGGCCCCUUUGGCAACGGCAAUAUAUAGCUCUGCUGAUCUCAGUCCUUGGGUUCUCUGGACAGUUAAGCUCUGCAUUGAUCAACCCAGCUUUUAAGGUCAUGUCUUUGGAUCUUGGGGUAACCGUGCCACAAGCGUCCUACCUCACAACUGUUUUCGUUCUUUUUGGUGGUGUCGUCCCGAUGUUCGUUGUACCUUUCAGUAAUGUCUACGGGAGGAGGAUUCUCUACGUGAUAUUUGGUGCUAUUGCAGUCGCUGGCAACAUUGGCUCUGCUGCUGCUCCUACAUACGGGGGUGUGUUCGCAGGUAGGGUAUUUAAUGGCAUCGGCUCAAGUAUUCCCCUUGGGCUGGGACCGUCAACUAUUUGUGACUUAUUCCCACAAGAGCGUCGAGGGCUUUACAUGGGCAUAUACGUCCUGUUAGUUAAUAACGGGCCACAUCUGGCACCUAUAAUCGGAGGUUUCGUCACUGAAAAAAUCGGCUGGCGGUGGUGCAUUUGGAUCCCAACGAUAUUUCAAGGCUGCCUCUGGAUAAUUACCGUGCUGACACUCCCGGAAACCCUCUACUCCCAGAACGGUGAAAAUGUUAGCAACAGAGAGAAGAAGUCGUAUCUGAAAAAACUCCUUUUCCACGGCAAGAUCGUUGACCGGCCUAUUCGACUACGUGACUUCGGCGCGUCCUUCCGUAUGAUUAAGUAUGGGGCGGUCUUGCUUCCUUGCUUGUACUUCGGAACCGCAAAUACGUACGGUAGCAUUCUAUAUGCUGUUACCGGAGCUAAAAUCACCUCCGAGGUGUUCAAAUUCAACACUGGUCAGACAGGCAUGUUCAUGGGCAUUCCGCUCACAGUGGGAUGUACCAUCGGAGAAUUCGGGGCGGGGUGGGUUAGCGAUCUGAUCAUCAACAACUAUGCGGCGAGGCAUAAUGGCUAUCGAAAGCCGGAAGUGAGGCUUUGGUUGUUGCCGCUCUGCUCGCUGUUAUUCAUUGGGACAUCAGUGUAUGGGUACUGCAUUGAAAACGAAAAGCCAUGGAUCAUGGCUGCGGUAGCUUGUGCUGUUGCGGGAGUCGGUUCCCAGGUGGCGACAACAGUUGUUUAUACGUACAUCACGGACUCGUAUAAGCCUCAAUCUGGGGAGGUUGGUGCUGUCAUCAACUUGAUAAAGUCUCUUUACGCCUUUAACACUGGGUUUUAUGCCCUUCCUCUUUCGGAGGCCAUUGGAUAUGAUGCUGCAUUCGGUUUGCUUGCAGGCAUCAACGCUCUCACGCUGCUACCUCUCAUCUAUCUCAUCUAUGGUGGAGAAUCUCUCCGUGCGAAACAAGGAAUUCCAAGUAUUCAAGGGGAGCUUUAG